ACUUCUCAUAACCAGCCAACUAUCGUUCUUGAAUUGUUAGCUACAGCGACAAACAAAGAGUUAGCAGAAUAUUUUGAUCGAGCGCUCACUUAUGCAGAUCAACUUUCUGCAGGCGAGAAGUGGGUAGUUCAUUUCACGUGUUGUCUUUGGGUUUCUUUGGCUGGAUCCAAGAUGCAAGGUCUUUGGGUUUCUUUGGCUAGAUCCAAGAUGCAAGGUCUUUGGGUUUCUUCAUCUGGAUCCAAGGUGCAAGGUCUUUGGGUUUCUUCAGCUGGAUUCAAGGUGCAAGGUGGGUCUUUGGUUUCUUCGGCUGGAUCCAAGAUGCAAGGUCUUUGGGUUUCUUCAGCUGGAUCCAAGGUGCAAG
Funneliformis geosporum is the source of this 361-nucleotide messenger RNA. NCBI's taxonomy places the organism in Eukaryota, Fungi, Glomeromycota, Glomeromycetes, Glomerales, Glomeraceae. The record is from the annotation of a GenBank genome assembly.